Messenger RNA from Quercus lobata, 615 nucleotides. RefSeq lists its product as uncharacterized. The transcript has 2 exons. Lineage: Eukaryota; Viridiplantae; Streptophyta; Magnoliopsida; Fagales; Fagaceae. Bases 1 to 615 code for a protein of 204 amino acids. The record is from RefSeq and is a predicted model, not a curated record.
AUGUACCCUGAUCUGUUCAAGGGGCUCGGGCUAAGGAAGGAGGACCUGAUGAAGCACAUUUCACCUUUGGUUGGGUUCGACGGCAAAGUAGUGAUUCCUGAGGAGCAAAUUUCCCUUCCCGUGAUUAUAGGAGGGAAAGAGGUGGCAGUGAGAUUCAUAAUAGUAAGUUCAUUUUCCCCGUAUACUGCCAUUCUGGGAAGACAGUGGAUCCAUUCAAUGAGGGUUGUCCCAUCAACACUACAUGUAAAGAUUAAGUUCCCAACCGAGCAAGGUGUCACCGUGAUAAGAGGAGACCAGCAAGUGGCCAGACAGUGUUUUACCACCAUAGUGAAUUGGAAGCGGGGGAAUCAGGUUGAAGCAAGCAUGAGUAAUGAGGAAAGAGUCCAAGUAUUGCUGUUUCUGAUUCAAAACAUGGAUGUUUUCGCUUGGAACCCUUAUGAAGUUCUCAGGGUUGAUCCCGGGUUUAUCGUCCACAAGCUUAACGUAGACCCCUUAUAUUCCCCAAAGAAGCAGAAGCCGAGAAGGUUAGCCAAAGACCAUGUUGAGGGGGUAAGGCAGGAGGUAAAGAAGCUGAAGGAGGCAAGAGCAAUAAAGGAGACCUUUUUCCCGGAAUGA